AUGUGAUCUUCUAAAAUGUGCUUUUUCUGUUCUGCAGCAUGGGUGAGCUCGCUCUCUAUGGGAAUGGUCUUCUUCUGUUCUCCAAUAGUCAGCAUAUUCACAGACCUGUUUGGUUGUCGAAAAGUUGCUGUUAUUGGAGCUGCAUUAGGUUUUGUUGGACUCCUGUCAAGUUCUUUUGUAAGCACCAUUGAACCUCUGUAUUUCACCUAUGGAGUAUUAUUUGCCUGUGGCUGCUCAUUUGCUUACCAGCCGUCUUUGGUCAUUCUUGGGCACUACUUCAAGAAACGCCUUGGACUAGUAAAUGGCAUCGUUACUGCAGGCAGCAGCUUGUUCACUGUGUCUCUGCCCUUCCUCUUGAGAGUUCUGAUUGAUUCUGUUGGCCUGUUCAACACAUUACGGGUCCUGUGCAUCCUCAUGUUUAUUUUGUUUUUGGCUGGCUUUACGUACAAACCUCUUGUUUCCAACACCAAAGACGAGGGAGAAAAGAAGAGCAAGUUCAGAUUUCCUCCUGAAAAAAAGAUUUUCAAUUUCUCCGUUUUCAAAGUCAUGAGUUAUCGAAUCUGGGCUUUGGGGAUUCCUGCUGCACUUUUUGGAUACUUUGUGCCUUAUGUUCACUUGGUAAGUGCACUUUUUCUUUUUCUUCAUAUGACGUGAUUGAAACCACAGUCAUUCCCUUCUGUAUAAUGGACUAAGAAAGCAAUCACUGAUAGAAAGCAGUAUUUAAGUCAAAGUAGUUUUGGGGAGUGUUAUGUUUUGCUUACUGCCCACUUUCCCAGUGUGAUGGAGAGAAUUGGAGGAAAAAAAAAAAA
Messenger RNA from Meleagris gallopavo (turkey), 809 nucleotides. Lineage: Eukaryota; Metazoa; Chordata; Aves; Galliformes; Phasianidae. The record is from RefSeq and is a predicted model, not a curated record.